GCUGAGGCGGUUUCCAGUUUUUUCCUUGAAUUUGACAAGUCCUACUUCGAUUUGGUUUUCUCUUGUCUUGACUCUGAGAAAACCUCUCGGAUUUCAAUCUCAAAAUCGCCUCUCUGAUGAACACUGUACUCUCUGCAGAGGAAGAUAAUCGCGAGGGCCAUUGAGUGACGUCAGAAGAGGGCGAGAUCUAUCGGGGAACGAGGAGGAGGAGGAAAGAUUCCCAGUACGGAGAUGAAUCCGCAUUCGAGCAGCAGCGACCACAUCACGUUCGCCAAGAGGAGGAAUUCGCUGAUGAAGAAGGCCAAGGAUCUAUCGCAACUCUGCGAUGCCGAGGUCGGAAUCAUCAUCUUCUCCUGCACUGGACAGCUCUAUGAGUACUCGAGCUCGAGCAUGGACUCAGUCAUCGAACGCUACAACAAUCUGAAGCGGGAGGCCCAACCGGAACUGGAUCAGCCAACCGUUGAUGCCAAGGUCUUAGAAGAAGAGAUAGCAAACUUGAACCGUCAACUCCAAGGUCUGCAAGAGUACCACAGGCAACUAAUGGGUGAAGACCUCUCUGGCUUGAGUGUGAAGGAUAUACAGAAUUUGGAGAACCAAUUAGAAAUGAGCUUAUCGACUAUCCGCCUUCAGAAGGAGCAAAUUAUGAUGGAUCAAAUAAAUGAGCUCCAUCGCAAGAGAAACCUCGUUCAUCAAGAAAAUAUAGAGCUGCAAGAGAAGUGUCAGAUCCACAGGGAAGGGAGUUCUAGUAGUGAGGCCAACAGAUUUCAUGUAUCAUAUGGCAUUAACACCGGAGAUGAUACAGAUAUACCAAUUCCUUCCCCUUCGAGACGGCCCUCGCGUCGAAAUAGGAGCGCAACUCCUCCGGUGACCACAGAAUUGGCGUUACGAUUAUCUCGACCAAGCGACUUCACGACUUUAGAUGAUAAUGAGUAGCCUCUGUGCUCCCUCGAGAUUAAAGCACUGAUUGCUGCCAGUUUUGAUAUGAGCAAGCAGAUCUUUAAUUUCACUUCAACGGCCAGACAAAACCUAAGGUUUUUGCAAGAGAUUCAUACUAAGAUUCACUGUAUCGAUUUUAUGUCCCAAUUGCUUGUAAACAGAUGAUUACCUUAAAAAGAAUCUGGGCCAAUAGUUUAAUUCCAAGGUUAA
Molecule: messenger RNA, 1146 nt
Organism: Eucalyptus grandis
Lineage: Eukaryota; Viridiplantae; Streptophyta; Magnoliopsida; Myrtales; Myrtaceae
Product: MADS-box transcription factor 27
Exons: 9
Coding region: 232-933 (233 amino acids)
Biological process (GO): regulation of transcription by RNA polymerase II
Cellular component (GO): nucleus
Molecular function (GO): protein dimerization activity; DNA-binding transcription factor activity, RNA polymerase II-specific; RNA polymerase II cis-regulatory region sequence-specific DNA binding
Source: RefSeq, a predicted model, not a curated record